GACGGCUAACCGGCUAACGUGACAAGUGACAGCUCAGUCUGCCGUGUUGGAAGUUUUAGUAGUUCAGCUACCCGUCCUGUAUGUGAAGGACAUGCCAAUUAAUUUGUGUUUAUCUCACGGUCGUGUCGCCCAUGGGGGACGAGUAUAAGCUUCCUUCCCACACAAUCACGUGAAAGGCUAUAGGUGAUGAUAAGUGAUGCAGGGGCUAUGGAAAGUCUAUUGAUGAAGACUGCUGAAGAGCAGCAAACCUCUUUUUUCAAAGAUAGUUCAUGGCACAAUAACCAGGAAUCAACCCAGAAUCAAAAGCUAGGUGUCGGUGGGUUUGUUUUAGUGCAUGCAGGUGCAGGUUACCACUCGGAAUCAAAGGCAAAGGAGUACAAACAUGUAUGCAAAAGAGCUUGCCAACAAGCUGUGGACCAGCUCAGAGCAGGGGCACUUGCAGUUGAAGCAGUGGCUGCAGCACUGGUUGAGCUUGAGGACUCUCCUUUUACAAACGCAGGCUUGGGCUCCAACCUUAAUUUGUCAGGGGAAAUAGAAUGUGAUGCCAGUAUCAUGGAUGGUAAAUCACUGCAUUAUGGGGCUGUAGGUGCUAUUAGUGGUAUCAAGAACCCCAUCAUGGUUGCAAAUCGACUGCUCAGUGAAGCACAAAAAGGGAAACUGUCAGCAGGCAGAAUACCCCCCUGCUUUUUAGUGGGACAGGGUGCACAUGACUGGGCUGUUAGCCAUGGUGUCCCACCAUGCCCCUCAGAGAAAAUGGCCACAAAGUUCAGUUUAUCUGCUUAUAAGCGGAACAAAAGAAAGAUGGAGCUGGCUGAGAAAAUGGAAACCGGGCAUAAUCAAACAAAGAAGAGACGACAAUCAAGUGGAAACGAAAACGGUUCUGGGUGCCUUGACACUGUUGGAGCUAUUGUGGUUGACAUGCAAGGUAACGUAGCCGCAGCUGUAUCCAGUGGAGGUCUGGCCAUGAAACAUCCAGGCAGGGUUGGCCAGGCUGCUCAUUACGGAUGUGGCUGUUGGGCUGAAAAUGCAUGUAACAUGAACCCUUACUCUACAGCCGUGAGUACCUCAGGCUGCGGAGAGCAUCUGAUUCGCACCAUGUUGGCACGGGAAUGCUCUACCGCCAUGCAGUCGGAAGAUGCCCACCAAGCAUUGCUGGAAGCUAUGCAAAACAAGUUCAUCAGCUCACCCUUCUUGGGCAGUGAAGAUCGAGUUUUGGGUGGAGUAAUUGUCUUGCGGUGUUGCAGAUUUGUGGAACCUCAGCCAUCUCCAAAUAUUCAGGGUGCAUUAGUGGAGUUUCUUUGGAGUCACACCACAGAAAGCAUGUGCGUUGGCUACAUGUCUGCCCAAGAUAGCAAAGCAAAGACACACAUAUCCAGAUUACCACCUGGGACAGUUCCUGGUCAGUCCUUGGCCAUCGAGGGAGGUGUUUGUCGCCUGACGAGUACAAGGGAUUGAAUCACGUUUCUCCUUUCGUACUCUAAAGCAAUAUGCUAAACCCAACAAGCUUGGGUGUUUCACUUGUAGUUUGUGUACUUGCAGGACCUGCAUCUGGAUUAUACUUGAUACACCGUUGCCUUGAUGCGCCACUUUUCUCUUUUCCACAGUUGCUUUCUUCCUUCUUAGUGUAGAUAAGCUAUGACUAUGAGGUCAACAGGGUGAGUUUUGUAUUGCUGCACCGAUGGAGCGAUUUUUAACCCGAAAGGGAUGUCAAUGCGAAAUCAAAGUGCUUUUCAAGUAUAAAAUACAGCAUUAUGCACAUUGUAGGACGACAUUUACUGCAUAUCUUGAGUGUAGGCUACUGGUGUUAAACACAAGUGAUAAAUAAGCUCACUCGGUCUGUAGUCUUGUACACAUACUGUCUUACAAUGUACAAUGAAGAAUCACAUGCUUCUUAGAUAAUGAGCCUUACAAGUACAACAUCAGUUUAAAUAGUACCUACAUAGCACUGCAUGACUACAAAUCACGACUGCAUAUAUGCACUUCCAAAGCUACGCCAAUACUAUAUAGCACUCAGGUAGCAGUUAGAUAUCUUCUACAAAGAAUGACUGUCAGCAAACCAUUAAAGUAAUGCAUAUUUAUAUAGUUACCUAGAGAAGAGAAACAUGUAUUUUGUGGUUCUGAGAGAGAAGGGUAAUCUAAACUUUAAUUUAUGCAUUUUAAAGUCGAUGAUACUUGAAAAUAGCUUAUGAAAAUGAUUAAAGUUUAAAAAGAGAAAGAUUAUGCUCUACUGACAUUGCAGCAUAAAACCAUACAAAAUAAAAAAAAAUCCUAAUAUGUGCACAACACUAUACAGUGCUUCGGAAGUAAAUAAACGUGUUAUUGUGUUGCUGUGUCUUAGCUUCUUUGUCUUAACACACACUACCUUCAAGACAGGAUGAUUUCUUGGAAUUGUAGUGUUUCUUCUCCAGAAAAAAGACACG
Messenger RNA from Dunckerocampus dactyliophorus (ringed pipefish), 2420 nucleotides. It is a transcript of the gene tasp1, whose product is annotated as taspase, threonine aspartase, 1. The transcript has 14 exons. Gene Ontology annotation, biological process: protein maturation. NCBI's taxonomy places the organism in Eukaryota, Metazoa, Chordata, Actinopteri, Syngnathiformes, Syngnathidae. The record is from RefSeq and is a predicted model, not a curated record. The coding region runs from base 187 to 1455 and encodes 422 amino acids. Gene Ontology annotation, molecular function: threonine-type endopeptidase activity.